GUCUCCCUCCCCUGUAGUGGCGGCGGCUUCCCGCGGCCUCUGUGUUCCUCCGGUGGGGUUGGGACCGGAAGUCGGCCGCAUCUUGGCUCCUCCCCUUCCGGUUUCUGUCUCGGCGGGCGCGAGUGUCCCAGCGUGGCAGGCGAGUGGUGUGGCUAUUAUGGGCGCCCGGCAAUCUAGUGAUGGGGCUGCAGAUGACUGCCCCAUCACUCCUCCACCCUCACAAGCGGCCCCUUCUGCCCCUCUUUCCCUCCCUUUGGCGGCACUGGUUGCCUCACCUCCCCCCCCCCCGGUUGCUGGUGACAUGUCUGGAGGUAGGUCUCCUACUAUUGGGGUUUCGCCUUUUGUGAGUGGGUCUUCUGCUUCGGACCCGGCCCCCCCUCCCCCCCUUUCACAUAUCCCUUUCAUUCCUUUCGCAGCGGCUCCUGCGGUGGGGAGGGGCAGACGCAGGGAGAGAUCUUUGUCCCCCACUUCCUCCAGAGAGGGCAGGAGGCGGGGGAGGCGCAGCCGCCGGAGGCGGCGUUCCAGUCGGCAUUCCAGGUCCUCCCGGUACAGCAGGCGGUCCAGAUCUUCCAGGUGGCGUUCCCCGUCCUCCUCAGAGGGAUCCUCGGGCGUGUCGGAAGAGUCUGUUCGUACACCGCGUUCCGGGAGUGGACGACUGGCGGAUGGUGAGGUGUCCAGGGUAUCGAGCCUGGCUUCGGUGGCAGUACACAGGGAGGCUGUUCCUGUACCUGCGGUGGUUCCAGCGGCGAUCCCGGUUCCUGGUUUUUCGGGACCUUCAUCCGGAGGCGGAGAUGGAUGGGCUGGCUUGCCCAGAUUUCCUGUGGCGGCUGGUGCUCAACAGUUGAUGACGCUGGUCAGCUCUUCGGUUACGCCGGCCACUUGGCAGGCGCAUGGAAUGGCUCGUCCGGUGGUCUGGUUGUUGGGGCAUUCGUACAUCUUUUGGGCGGCACAGAGGGCCGAAUGCAGGCCGGGAGGUCGGAGCCUUGGUUUCAGGGAAGUGGAGGUUCAUUGGAGGGGGCUUCGGGGGUUAAGAUGGUCUCAAGUGUUGCCGGAGGUGGUGGAGAUUGGGCGUAGAUCGGUGGGGCCGGUGAUCCUGGUCCUGCAUGCAGGUGGAAAUGACCUGUGUUCCCAGAGGAUGUUGGAGUUAAUGGCCUUGAUGAGGUCUGACCUGGAACGUUUCCCUGCCUUUUUUCCGGAGCUAGUUGUAGUAUGGUCGGAGGUGGUGCCGAGAGUGGUUUGGCAUGGCGCCAGAGAUGGGGAGGCUAUGGAGCGGUGUAGGAGAACGUUGAAUGCCCGAAUGUCUCGCUUUGUACGCUCCAAGGGCGGGGUAGUGGUUCGUCAUUGGCAGUUGGAGGGCGAUAAUAGUUCCUUGAUGAGACCGGACGGGGUGCACCUCACGGAGAUUGGUCUGGAUAUUUUUUUGUCCGGUUUGCAGGAUGGCAUCGAACAGGCUUUUAGUUUGCUGGGUGGUGGUCGGAGCCCCGUUUGAGACGGUCCUCCUCCGUGGCGGCAUUUGGAAAGCAAGUCGUGGUGAAGAGUGACUGGCGUACGUACGCCCUGGGGAUCCAGGGUGGUACACCGCAUAGGAGGAAUGAUCUGUGGAGGAGGUGGUGUUUUGUUACCAUUUUGUUGAAAGAAAAAUUUGCUGUGGCCGAUCAUCACCCAGUAAAGGAUUGGUUAAAAGAGAUAAGGUGUCAGAGUUUUUAUUGGGGUGGGGUAAAUGGGGGGGAUCCGGUGGUCUCCUCUCCUCCCCCUUUCCCCUCAGUCAUCUCCAUGCCCUAUCCUUAGGUUAGUACCAGCAGUCUGGAGAGCACCCGACUGGAUAUAGAGGGUGAU
Messenger RNA from Bufo gargarizans (Asiatic toad), 1836 nucleotides. RefSeq lists its product as uncharacterized. The transcript is spliced from 3 exons. Lineage: Eukaryota; Metazoa; Chordata; Amphibia; Anura; Bufonidae. Bases 158 to 1489 code for a protein of 443 amino acids. The record is from RefSeq and is a predicted model, not a curated record. Gene Ontology annotation, molecular function: DNA binding. Gene Ontology annotation, biological process: DNA recombination; DNA integration.